CUGCGUACACUCAGAAAGACAAUCCAGUCGGGAGAUCCUCGAGCUGACCAACAGAAGACCACUGAAGUAGUUCACUCCGCUGAUUUUCUUCAGUCACCCACUCAGUCAACAUGAGCGGUCCUUCGGUCAGUGCUUUCAACUAUGGCGGCGGCUUCAGCGGCAACACCACGGUGGUCGACACCGUCCUGCCUGAGAUGCAGCAUCUCGUGGAUCCUCACUGGUACCAGUUCCCUCCCCUGAAUCCUCUGUGGCACGGUCUUCUGGGAUUUACGAUCGGCGUGCUUGGAGUUGUUUCCUUCUGCGGCAAUGGAAUGGUCCUCUACAUCUUCGGCAGCACCAAGAACCUGCGAUCCCCCUCCAACCUUCUGGUCAUGAAUCUCGCCCUGUCUGACUACCUCAUGAUGAUCACCAUGGCUGUCCCAAUGGUCAUCAACUGCUAUUACGAAACCUGGGUUCUCGGACCUCUCUUCUGCGAAAUCUACGGAAUGUUUGGCUCUAUGUUCGGCUGCGGAUCCAUCUGGACCAUGGUGUUCAUCGCCUUCGACAGGUACAACGUCAUCGUCAAGGGCAUGUCCGGCACCCCUCUGACCAACAAGGGAUCCAUGCUGAGGAUCUUCUUCAUCUGGGCCCACUCUGCCGCCUGGACCAUCGCUCCGUUCUUCGGAUGGAACAGGUACGUCCCUGAGGGCAACAUGACUGCUUGCGGCACUGACUACCUGAACAAGGAAUGGUUCCACCGCAGCUACAUCUUAGUCUACGCCCUCUUCUGCUACUUCAUUCCCCUAUUCGGAAUCAUCUACGCUUACUUCUUCAUCGUCCAGGCCGUCUCUGCCCACGAAAAGUCGAUGAAGGAACAAGCCAAGAAGAUGAACGUCGCCUCCCUCAGAGCCGAGGACAAAGCCCAGAGCGCCGAAUGCAAACUCGCCAAGAUUGCUUUGAUGACCAUCACCCUUUGGUUCAUGGCCUGGACUCCCUACCUCGUGGUCAACUUCACUGGAAUCUUCGACGGCAAGGCCAUCACGCCCCUCGCCACAAUUUGGGCAUCCGUAUUCGCAAAGUGCAGCACUGUGUACAACCCAAUCGUGUAUGGCAUUAGCCACCCGAAGUACCGUGCUGCCUUGUACAAAAGGUUCCCCAGCCUGGCGUGCAACGCGUCAAGCGACGACACCUCCUCAGCUGCCUCUGGAUCGACCCAGUGCGGUGACGACAAGGCCUCCAAUGCCUAAGAAUUAGGCUUCUCUCCGAUCUCCUCUCCUCACGGAUGGACGACUAUGACGGAAUUGCGCGCACCAACGAUGAACUGAUGUCUGGACGAAUGCUACCCCUGCAUUAGUCUUUGCACUUAUUUUUUCUAUAAAAAACACACAUGUAGUGAGCUUAACAGCUCUCCGGAGGAUAGUUAUAACUAUUCAUUUUCACUCAUCUCUAUUUUAGCUCUGUAAUAAAAAACCGAAUAAAACUGCAAAACUGCACUUAAAAUAAA
This is a messenger RNA of Cloeon dipterum, 1483 nucleotides long. RefSeq names its product rhodopsin-like. The record is from RefSeq and is a predicted model, not a curated record. Gene Ontology annotation, molecular function: G protein-coupled photoreceptor activity. NCBI's taxonomy places the organism in Eukaryota, Metazoa, Arthropoda, Insecta, Ephemeroptera, Baetidae. The coding region runs from base 111 to 1226 and encodes 371 amino acids. Gene Ontology annotation, cellular component: plasma membrane. Gene Ontology annotation, biological process: visual perception; phototransduction; G protein-coupled receptor signaling pathway. The transcript has 6 exons.